UUAUCCAUCUAGUAAUGGAAGACAACAGAAGGUCUACUUCCAAAACAUGUUUACACCAAUUAUUACAAAAUUUGUUAGAAAAAGAAGCUAAAACACACUAUUCACUUCUUUUUCUCUGUAUCUUCAAAACCCUAAUUAUGGAUGUUGGAACAGUCAUGUCUGCUGUUCAAACUCUGUUAGCAGCACUUCAAUGCUCUCAGCUUAGAGAUUUUUGCUCUAGCUUUGACUGCAAACCCAAACUCGAACAACUCAAAAAAGCCGUUGAAAGAAUCCAAGCUGUGCUCAUUGAUGCUGAGCUUAAGCAAGCUCUGUCCCACCAAGAGCAGCUGUACAUUGAAGAGCUUAAGGAAGCUGUUUUUGAAGCUGAUGAUCUGUUUGAUGAGUUUGUCACUCUUGCUGCUCAGAAGAAGCUCAAUACUCGUAUCAAGGACCGUUUCUUCGCCCUCUUCACCAAGUUAGCUGAUGAUUUCUCUGUUUCUAAAAAGAUCGACAAGAUCAGAAAGAAGUUAGAUGAUAUCGCUGAUAAUAGCAAGUUCAAGUUGAAGAUUGAUCCCAAGCCUAUUAACAGUAGAAGCCGAGAGACCUAUUCUUAUAAGGAAGAAGUUAUCAUCGGAAGAGACCAAGAUCUGGAGACCAUCAAGGGUAUGUUGCCAAACUCUGAUGAUGUUCAACAGGACGUUUUUUUCCUUAGUAUUGUGGGGAUUGGAGGGUUGGGCAAAACUGCUCUUGCUCGACUUUUGUUCAAAGAUCCAACGGUGGCAACUUCAUUUCAGUUGAAGUUGUGGGCUUGUGUUGCAGACCAAGAUCAAAAUUAA
Molecule: messenger RNA, 815 nt
Organism: Amaranthus tricolor (Joseph's coat)
Lineage: Eukaryota; Viridiplantae; Streptophyta; Magnoliopsida; Caryophyllales; Amaranthaceae
Product: putative disease resistance protein RGA1
Exons: 1
Coding region: 15-815 (266 amino acids)
Molecular function (GO): ADP binding
Source: RefSeq, a predicted model, not a curated record